UUAUGCGUUACAGCUUCUCUAUAAAUACGAUAUAACUGAAACUGGCUUGCUGAGUCUUCAACAUAAAGUCGGUGAGUUCUAACUGCAUCCCCUGCAGAAUCUAAGGUGAAAGCUUUGCUGGCGCCAUGAGUAACACUGAUCCAGUUACAGUACUGUCUAUUACUCUAUGUAUUUUCGCGGCAUUACUUUACUACGGACGCAGAAGAAAUGGUUAUCGCAAUUUUCCUCCUGGACCCACGCCAUUACCUAUCAUCGGAAAUAUGCAUAUUAUGGACAUGAAUAGACCUUAUGAAACACUUCACCAGCUUUCAGAGAAGUACGGCUCAGUGUACAGUGUGCAACUAGGAGAGGAGAAAAUGGUCAUCCUGACCGGAUAUGAGACGGUGAAAGAUGCCCUGGUAAACCACGCGGAUGAGUUUUCUGGAAGACCAAGAGUGCCACUUUUCCAUGAGAUAACUAAAGGACACGGAGUUAUAUUUUCUAAUAAUGAAAGCUGGAAGGUGAUGAGACGGUUCACUCUUUCCACACUGCGAGAUUUCGGGAUGGGGAAAGAAACAAUUGAAAACAGGAUUGAUGAAGAAAGUGAUUAUUUAGUGGAAAAGAUAAACUCAUACAAAGGCAAACCAUUUGAUAAUACUAUGAUUAUAAACGCGGCUGUUGGCAAUAUAAUUGUUUCCAUAUUACUGAACCAUCGAUUUGAUUAUGAAGAUCCAACACUCUUGAGGCUUUUGAAAGUAGUCAAUGAUAAUACCAAAUUAUUAGGUUGCCCCAUGUCCAUGAUGUACAACGCAUUUCCCUCUGUGAUGAGCUGGUUUCCUGGAAUUCAGAAAACAGUGGCUAAAAAUCAAGGAGAGUUGCACGAAUUUAUUGAAGAGACUUUCACCACCCAGAAGAAACAAUUGGAUGCUAAUGACCAAAGGAAUCUUAUCGACUCAUUCCUGGUGAAACAACGGGAGGAAAAGCCAAGCCUUGAAUUAUAUUUCACCAAUGAAAAUCUAACAGUCCUUGUGGCCGAUCUCUUUGGAGCUGGCAUGGAGACGACCUCUACCACUCUGAGAUGGGGUCUUCUAUUGAUGAUGAAAUACCCUCAAAUCCAAAGGAAAGUCCAAAAUGAGAUUGAUAAAGUUAUUGGUUCAUCGGAGCCUCUGGCCGCUCACCGUAAGGAUAUGCCCUAUACGGACGCUGUUAUUCAUGAGAUUCAAAGAUUUGGAAAUAUAAUUCCAGUAAAUGUCCCCCAUGCUACUACUCAGGACGUCACAUUCCGAGGGUAUUUUAUUCCAAAGGGAACACAGGUAAUCCCACUGCUGACGUCAGUGCUGUAUGACAAGAAUCACUUUAAAAAACCAAAAGAGUUUUACCCGGAACAUUUUCUGGACGCCAGCGGGAAUUUUGUGAAGAAUGAAGCGUUCAUGCCGUUCUCAGCUGGUAAGAGAAGUUGUGCCGGUGAGACUUUGGCCAAAAUGGAGCUUUUCAUGUUCUUUGUGAAGCUGCUGCAGAACUUCACUUUCCAGGCUCCGCCGGGGGCCACACUGGACCUGACCCCUGCAGUUGCUUUUACAUGUUGUCCUAUGAGCUAUAUGAUGCGUGCUGUGCCUCGUACAUAAAACAGGAUUGUAACAUGCACUAAAUAUAAAGAACUUCAUUUUUUCCUAGCUGGGUUUAUGGAGGUUUAUGGAGACAUACAGUAAUAAAGAAUAAACCUUAUUUUUAAACCAUUGAAA
Messenger RNA from Pseudophryne corroboree (corroboree frog), 1721 nucleotides. Its product is annotated as cytochrome P450 2C5-like. The transcript has 10 exons. Gene Ontology annotation, molecular function: oxidoreductase activity, acting on paired donors, with incorporation or reduction of molecular oxygen, reduced flavin or flavoprotein as one donor, and incorporation of one atom of oxygen; heme binding; iron ion binding. Gene Ontology annotation, cellular component: intracellular membrane-bounded organelle; cytoplasm. The record is from RefSeq and is a predicted model, not a curated record. Gene Ontology annotation, biological process: xenobiotic metabolic process. Lineage: Eukaryota; Metazoa; Chordata; Amphibia; Anura; Myobatrachidae. Bases 126 to 1604 code for a protein of 492 amino acids.